This is a messenger RNA of Papilio polytes (common Mormon), 1594 nucleotides long. Its product is annotated as sterol-4-alpha-carboxylate 3-dehydrogenase, decarboxylating. Lineage: Eukaryota; Metazoa; Arthropoda; Insecta; Lepidoptera; Papilionidae. The transcript is spliced from 7 exons. The coding region runs from base 61 to 1179 and encodes 372 amino acids. The record is from RefSeq and is a predicted model, not a curated record.
CAAUGUCAUGUUAAAUGUCAAAUUGUCAUUUUCAUUUGUAAAACCGCUACUGAUAGCGAAAUGUCUGAAUCUACCGGUGAAAUAAAGCCCCGAGCUGUAGUUUUAGGAGGGUGCGGCUUUAUCGGUCGGAAUCUGGUUGAAUACUUAAUAAGCAACGACUUAGUGAGUGAGUUGCGAGUGGUGGACAAAACUCCACCCCAACUGGCCUUCCUCAAUCCGACACAUACAAAAAUCUUCGAGGACCCCCGCGUUGAAUACAAAAGCGCAAAUUUAAUCAAUCCAACAUCAUGCGCGACAGCUCUCAAUACGGAUGGGGAGCCGUGGGAUGUGGUAGUGAACUGCGCGGGGGAGACGCGCAUGGGGCAGACGGAGGCAGUCUACUCGGAGGGCAUCUUCACGCUGAGCUGCAAUGUGGCUCGCCAGUGCGCUAAGAUGAAGGUCGGCAGGCUGGUGGAGAUCUCCAGCGGCCAUAUGUAUAGUAGCGAUAAGCCACAGAAAGAAGAUUGUCCCAUAGAGCCAUGGACGGUAGAGGGUCGUAUGAAGAGCAAGGUGGAACAGGAGCUGCGCAGUCUGGAGCCCGAGCUGAGCUACACGGUGCUGCGCCCCGCCAUCGUGUACGGCAUCGGCGAUAGGAGGAGUUUGACUCCCAGACUACUGAUAGGUGCAAUCUACAAGCACCUCGGACAGACGAUGAAACUGCUGUGGACGGCGGAGCUGAAGAUGAACACGGUGCACGUGGAGGACGUGUGCCGCGCCGCCUGGACCCUGGCCCUCGCUCCGGAGGCGCAGGGCCAGGUCUACCACGUGGUGGACGAGGCCGACAGCUCGCAGGGCAGCCUCGCCAAACUCGUCUCCGAGAUAUUUAAAAUCAAACAUGAUUACUACGGCACGGCGAUAUCCACCCUCGCUAAGACUGACAUAAGCGCGGUAGUAGAGCAAGCCAACGACACUCACUUAAGCGCGUGGGCGGACAUCUGCCGGCGGCACGACAUCCCGCACACGCCGCUGGAGCCCGCAGCCGCCGCCGAGCUGCUGCUCAACAGGCAGCUCUGCCUCGACGGCGCGCGCCUCGCCGCCCUGCUGCGCCCGCGGCACCCCGCGCCCACCGCGCACGCGCUCACACAGGUACUAGAAGACUAUGCUGCAAUGAACCUAUUCCCCAAGGAGUUCCUGCUAUGACGCGCCUCCCCCCCGCGGACGUCCUCCCCCAGGGCGCGCAGUGACCACCCCUGAGACAGCGAGCCGCGCAAACAACACAGAGCUUCAAUGUAAUCGAAAUUAUUAUAAACAAACCAAUAUUUUUCGGCAUAUUCUGUGAUAAUAAGUGAGAAAUCCACUUUUGCUCAAAAUAUUUUUGGAGAAAUUUCCUUACGACAGUAAAAUAAUCUAACCUCAAAAUUUUCGGACAAUAAUAUUCACUAUGCAUUAAACUGGACAUCGACAAAAAAUGUACAAUUUUUUUCCCUUAUCGCCCGAUAUUAAAAUUAAAAAGCUAUCCAGUUUCCAUCCUACCAACAAAAGAGAUUUUAAAGUAUACAAAAAUAUGCAAAAUGUUAAAAAAAAUAUUCCAUUAUAGUACUUAAUUUUUUUUUUA